This is a messenger RNA of Globicephala melas (long-finned pilot whale), 6746 nucleotides long. It is a transcript of the gene MAP7, whose product is annotated as microtubule associated protein 7. The record is from RefSeq and is a predicted model, not a curated record. Gene Ontology annotation, cellular component: microtubule cytoskeleton. NCBI's taxonomy places the organism in Eukaryota, Metazoa, Chordata, Mammalia, Artiodactyla, Delphinidae. Gene Ontology annotation, biological process: microtubule cytoskeleton organization.
AGUUCCCAGGACCAGCAUCCCGGCAGGCUGGCGGCUCCACCGGGGAGAUGGAGCCGCUCCCAGCCCUCCUUGAUUAGGAUAAGUCAGGGUUGUCAGGGCAACUGUUAACGGCAGCAUCUCCUAUUUUCCCUUCUGUGCUGUGUGUGCUGAAUAUUUUACUGUGCCGUAGCAGGAAAAGAAGAUUGGGAAAAGGUGCCGCAGCAGGAGGGAGAAGCUGGGAUCUGAUUGAGCAGGGGAUCUAUUACAAGUGCUCAAAUGAAGCGGCAGCUUAGAAACUAGCAGCUUCCUGGGAGCUGCAAUUAUAUAAGCAUAUAGUUUUGAUGUACUAAUAAUUAAAAAGCAAGUAGCAGCGGUAUGCCUGGAUCAGCUACAGCUUUCCGACAAGAGAGACUGAAGAAGACCCAUGCAAGGCCAGUCCCCCUUGGUUUAUUCACCAUUAAUGAGGAAGAUGAACAGCAAAAGAAUGGGAAUUCCAGAAGACCAAAAGCGCCUGAUGGCAACAAAGUGCAAGAUAAGAAAACCGCGGCCUCCAACCGGCCUGCUUCUGCUAUUUCAGGACAGAAUAGCAACCACACAGGAAAUAAACCAGACCCUCCACCAGUGCUGCGCGUUGAUGACCGGCAGCGGCUGGCGAGGGAGCGGCGUGAGGAGCGGGAGAAGCAGCUAGCUGCAAGAGAAAUAAUCUGGUUAGAGAGAGAAGAGCGAGCCAGGCAGCACUACGAAAAGCACCUGGAGGAGCGGAAGAAGAAGUUAGAAGAGCAGAGGCUGAAAGAGGAACGUAGGAGGGCUGCUGUGGAGGAGAAGCGAAGGCAGAGGCUCGAGGAGGACAAGGAACGCCAUGAAGCCGUUGUACGACGUACAAUGGAGAGGAGCCAGAAGCCAAAACAGAAACAUAACCGGUGGUCAUGGGGAGGCGCUCUCCACGGGAGCCCCAGUACCCACAGCGCAGAUCCAGACAGGAGGUCAGUUUCCACCAUGAAUCUUUCGAAACAUGUUGAUCCCGUCAUUAGCAAGCGGCUCUCCUCUUCAUCUGCAACUUUACUAAAUUCUCCAGAUAGAGCUCGCCGCCUGCAGCUCAGCCCAUGGGAGAGCAGCGUGGUUAACAGAUUGCUGACGCCCACACAUUCGUUCCUGGCCAGAAGUAAAAGCACAGCUGCCUUGUCUGGAGAUACAGUUACCCCCAUGUGUCCUCGUUCAGCAUCUUGCAGCCCCAUCAACAUCAUGCCCUACAAAGCCGCACACUCUAGAAAUCCGAUGGAGCGACCAAAAUUCUUUGUAACGCCACCGGAGGGCUCCGCGCGAAGGAGGACUGUUCACGGCGCAGCGUACGCAGGCCUCUCACUGUUGUGGCCUCUCCCGUUGCGGAGCACAGGCUCUGGAUGCGCAGGCUCAGAGGCCAUGGCUCAUGGGCCCAGCCGCUCCGCGGCAUGUGGGAUCUUCCCGGACCAGGGCACGAACCCAUGUCCCCUGCAUCGGCAGGCGGACUCUCAACCACUGUGCCACCAGAGAAGCCCAGGCUAUAAAAGAGAAAGGGAGAGAGAAAACUUACCCUUCCACCUCACACCCGGCAUCCGAAGGGCACUAUCUCCAUCUCAUCCCAAAGCCAGAUCACCAGCUUCCUCCCGACUUUGGCUCCCAUCCAAGUCCUUUCCCCACUUGCCUGGCACCCCCAGACCAGCAUCCUCCAUGCCUCCUGGACCAGUCAAACCUGCCCCUGCUCAGGUCCGGCCCCCCUCGCCCGGCAACAUCCGCCCCAUCAAGAGAGAAGUCAGAGUGGAACCUGAGAGAAAAGACCCUGAGAAGGAACCUCAGAAAGUUGCCAAUGAGCCCUCACUAAAGGGCAGGGCACUUUUGGUGAAGGUAGAAGAAGCCACAGUUGAAGAGGGGACACCUGUCGAACCAGAGGUUGCUCCUGCUGCUCCGGAGGCAGCCUCAGCACCGGCCUCCGCUCCAGCCUCCACUCCGGCCCCUUCAUCCACUGUGACUGCCAUCGCUUCUCUGAAGACCUCUGCGGGCACCACUGACCCGGAAGAGGCCACGAGGCUGCUAGCUGAGAAGAGGCGGCUGGCCCGAGAGCAGAGAGAGAAGGAGGAAAGGGAGAAGAGGGAGACGAAAGAGCUCGAAAGACAAAAGCGAGAAGAAUUGGCCCAAAGGGUGGCUGAAGAGAGAACCCGCCGAGAGGAGGAAGCCCGCCAGCUGGAAGCUCGGCAAGCCAGGGAGAGGGAAGAGCAGCUGCGGCGGCAGGAGGAGGAGCGGGCCCGGCGCGAGCGGGAGGAGAUGGAGCGCAUCCAGAAACAGAAAGAAGAAGAAGCUCGUGUUCGGGAAGAAGCAGAGAGGGUCCGGCAGGAACGGGAGAAGCAUUUCCAGAGAGAAGAGCAGGAGCGCCUGGAGAGGAAGAAGCGGCUUGAGGAGAUAAUGAAAAGAACCAGAAGAACAGAAGCUUCAGAUAAGAAAACCGUUGAUCAGAGAAAUGGAGAUAUAACCAAGGGAGCGCUCAUUAGAGAAACAGCGGUAUCUGCACUUCCAAAUAUGACAAACUCUCCAGGACAAGGAGAACCAGCAGCCAGCCCCCAUGUGGUUGCCUCACACCAAUCAGAAGUGACUGUGGAGAGUACUCCCAAUUUGGAAAAACAACCAAAUGAAAAUGGAAUAUCAGUUCAGAAUGAAGAUUUUGAAGAAAUUAUAAAUUUACCCAUUGGAUCUAAACCAUCCAGAUUAGAGGUCACCAACAGCGAGAGUCCAGACAUUCCUUUGAAUCCUAUUUUGGCCUUUGGUGAUGAAGGGACACUUGGGACCCUGCCUCAGGUAGAUGGUGUUCAAACACAACAAACAGCAGAAGUUAUAUGAGCAUUUCUUCUAAAGAACCAAAGCAGAAAUUUAAUAAGAAUUUCUACAAUUAAUGGAAUUCCUUCCAUGCUACAAAGGAGCAUCUCCCCUUCCCCCGUUUUCUAAAGGUUUCUUGACCAUCAUUUUGGAAAGACUAUAUUAAAACCAGCUAAAGACAACAGACUGGAUAGCUUUUCUAAUAAUUUUCGCCAAUAGAGAAAAAGAAAUCCUCCCUUGUUCUUCAGUACUUUAAAAUAGCUUUUUCCAGUGUGCUCCUUCUUAGGAAAUCAAUAUUUUUCUGCAUUCUCUAAAAGAUGAGAGCAUUUGGCUGUAAAAGAAAUGGGCCGAGUAGGCAUGAUUUUUCACAUAGAUAUUUUGGACUUUAAAAGCUAACAUGUAAAAUUGGCACAAAAAUUUUUACCUUUUACAGUGUAAUACUUGAAAUAUAAGUACCUCUUGGUUCAACAAGUAGAGUGAAUAGGAGAGACGUUUAAAUUAAGCCUGUUUGUUUAAAUAUUAUAUUGCAAAGAGCUCUAUUUGUAGAGGCAGAUUACCAGGUUCUUGUAAAUGCAACUUGUACAUGGACAUUCUGCAAACCCCACUGUCCCAUUCUUCUUGCAUCUCCUUUUGCAAAACAUACUCAACAGUUUUAAAAUGUGAAAAAAAAGAACAUUAUUUUUUCAGAGCAAGAAAAUAAUUUACUGUCCUCUUAAAUAAUGUAUUUAUAAAGUUUUUUUCAGAUAAACUAAUCAAAUAAAUUAGAACAAUGUAACAACGUUGCAGAAUUUGAUUUAUGAGAUGCAUUCCUUAUGUUACCAUGAGAGAAUGUUGUUGAUGAUUCAGGGCUAUUUCUGAAGUCUGUUUAUUGCUGCUGUCCCCAGUGAUGGUGGGACUUACCUUUGCCUUACCUGAUCACAAAUUAUUUGGAGGUGGGGGAGAAUAAAGAUUUAAUAUUUCUUUAAAUAAAAAAGAGAAUUUGGUUUUGCUCGUUUAAGAGCAAUGAAAAAAUGAUGGAAUGUGGACUGUGUUUGGCACCCAGGACACGGCAGGAUGAUACCUUCAUGAAGGUCCUUGUUCUGCGUGGCAUCCAUCAGCUUUCACCCUUCAUCCUUCUUCACUUUUCGCUGCUGAGCUUGGCUGUACAAACUUGCACUUUCAUUUGAUAAUACAAAUUCAAUUUUAUUUUGCCAUUUGAGAGACUACUAAUAACUAAAUACUGAAGGAGAGAACACUGAGGGAACGCAUUUUUUUAUUAUGGAGUGUUUAAAAAAGGUAAACUUCUGCCACUAGAAUGUGUUUUUAUUCAAAGUGGGAUUGAUUAAUCUAGAUUGAAUGCGGGACUGUUCAUUUAUUGGACCAUUUCCUUAAAAUCCAAGCAUACCGUCUUUAGUAACAGCUGUAAUUUGUUAAAAACAUUAAUUUGGGGUUUUUCCCUAUUCUCAGUUGUCCAUGUACACAUAGUCAUAUUAAAAGAAAAAUCUGUUCAACCAAAUUGUUUUUUUUUUUAAUCGACCUAGCAUGGAACACCAAAUAAAAUGUGUAUGACAUAUUUUUACUUUUAGGUUUCUCAUAUGUUAUGACUUCACUUAGGUUGAUUCUUGAGUUUUCAAAUUGUUCUUCAUUUAACCUCAACCAGCUUCCUCUGAACAGGCAUACAGAAUAGGUUGAUUUAAAAUUUAGAGCAGGAGUUCUGUUUUGGCUAGGUUUUCCUUUAUUCAUUUAUAUUUAACUUAAGCAAUCAUGAGCAAACUGAAUGCCUCUAAGUAAUCAAGUUUUAAUUAGAAGUGGUAGAAAAUUGUUAACUCUGUUUUGAUAACUACACUGCCAGAGGAUGACCUUGACCUUUACGAUGGCUAGAAUGCUUUCUGUCCAGCCCUUGAAGAUCAGUAUUCACCUACUGAUCUUAAAGAGGUCCUCAGUAGGCACUACAUUAAGGGAAGGUCUCAGGGAUCAAAUAUGACCCUCUCCACGGAAUGAGGGUGCAUGGGCUUUUAGUUUCCUUUUCCACAACAUUGCAGUCUGUUUUAGGCCAAUUUAAUCGCCAGUCACAAGUUCAUUUGGUAGAUACCUUCCAGUAAAAGCUGGCAGCUAAGGCUCUACGUUUCCUCCUGCAUAACAUCAGUACCUGGUGGUAUAUUAUGAUAAAAGCAAAUCUAAAACAGAGUUUUAAGGGGAGAAUGAGGGAAUAAGGAGGCUGAGCAGGCCAGAGAGGUAAAAAACUACAAAAAGCUGGAAGAGAGGUGCUGGUCCAUGUGAAACUCAUCUGGGUUUGUUGUCUUAUCAAAGUUGGGCUCCUACCGUCUUGCAGCGGGUGGGAGAUGGGGCCCUAUCUUCAGGUGUCAGCUGGAACAGUGUUUCUCAUCCCUGCCUUUGCUAAUGCUGUUGCCUCUGCUAAUAAUACUCUCCACUUCGUGUGAAUGUUUGGAGGAUUCCAUGAGGUCUAGCAUAUAAAGAUCUUAGCACCAUGCUUAACCCAGAGUAAGCGUUCGGUAUUUAUUAACUAAAUAAAAAGACUCAUCCUUCAAUAUUUAGCUUGUGUUUCUCCCUUCAAGAAACCUACUUUCCUCCCAGAGUCUCACUCUAGGUUAGGUGCCCUUCCUCUUUUCUAAUGCUAACUCUCUGAAUAUGCCUCUAUCAUUGUGCUUGCCACAAUCUAUUACAUUUAUAUUCAUGAUUCUCUCCCCCACUAGACUGAAUCCUUGAGGGGAAAGACUUUUAUUCAUCUUUGUACAGUAUUCCCAAAUGUCCAGUGUGGUACCUGGUACCCAUUAGGGACUUAGCAAUGGUAAUUGUUAUAAUGGAUGGAUGCUGGCAUGCAUGCGUGAAAUCCUCAUCUUGACUUUUUGACAGCUUUUGAAUUAUUGAUUAGCCCUUUAUUCUGGAAUAUCCUUUCUCCAGUGGAUUUUGUAUCAAAUCAGAGGUCAGUUGCGGACAACAGAAACCACCACAGUAUUUUCAGCAGAGGGGAAUUUAAACACUGUUAAAAUUGUUGGAAGGACUGAAGAGCAUGCUCUAGACUGGGCCCUCAGGAAUGACUCCCAGAUCACAGCAGAUAGAACUCACUAGGAGAGCUACUACCUCUUCCACUCAGGAAGAUGAGAAUUCAGGAAGCCACCUCUGGAACCACUGAACAUACUGCCUUUGCUGAGAUCCAGAGAUCAGGAAGCCACCACAACGGAACUUUCCGCUAGAGCCACACAAGCAAAACAUGGAUUCCCAGGCCUUUGCCUCUUGUCCCUCGGGAAGCUGAUGUGGGAAUGCUGAACACUGGCCAGGAAGGGCAGAGGGAGCCAACAGUCCCAUGACCUUCUUGCCAGCAGAAGCAGCCCAAAAGUGCUAUGUACAUCUUUCAAGCCUCACUCACAUCACCCGAUUCUCAGAACCUGCAUCACAUCCAGACCCUCUGGUUGCGAGGAAAUCUGGGAAAUGUAGUUUUCAGUCUUAACACUGCAGAAAGGCAUCCUAGACUCAUGGUGGAUUGGAUGUUAAGACAGCCCCCAGAGAUGAAUGGAUAAAGAAGAUGUGGCAUAUAUAUGCAAUGGAAUAUUACUCAGCCAUAAAAAGGAACAAAACUGAGUUAUUUGUAGUGAGGUGGACGGACCUAGAGACUGUCAUACAGAGUGAAGUAAGUCAGAAAGAGAAAAACAAAUACCGUUUGCUAACACAUAUAUAUGGAAUCUAAAAAAGAAAAAAAGAAAAUGGUCAGAAGAACCUAGGGGCAAGAUGGGAAUAAAUAUGCAGACAUACUAGAGAAUGGACUUGAGGAUACGGAGAGGGUGAAGGAUAAGCUGGGACAAAGUGAGAGAGUGGCAUGGACAUAUAUACACUACCAAACGUAAAAUAGAAAGCUAGUGGGAAGCAGCCGCAUAGCACAGGGAGAUCAGCUUGGUGCUUUGUGACCACCUAGAGGGGUGGGAUAG